UUAAUUAAAUCAUAAAUUUAUAGCAAAAUGUUUAAACAAAAUUAUUAAUAAAUCAACUACAACACACAUAAAUCUAAUGCCUGCAAGUGCAAACCUAACGAACUAAGGUAAACAGUAUUCCACAAGAGAGAAUCAUUCGCCAGAUCGCCACAACAAGCGAAUUGUAGAGAAUUCCAGUGCAUGACGAAUGCAAAAAGAGGCAACGUCAACGCAAAGUCCAAUUGGAGCAGAAACAGUAGAUAUUGAGAAAGAAGAGCUUGCCUGUGACUUGAAAUGAGAUGCAAACUCGACGCCGUUACCAUCAGACGGACCAGCAGGAUUACAACAGCACCAAUUACCAGAACGGGGGCGUGUCAGACCAGCAAGGUGGAUCAACAGGAUUAAGCUAUACCCUAAUCCAGCCAGGUGAGCAGCAGCCACAGCAUCAGCCGUUGUUCUAUUCAGCUGGUGGAGCUACAGCACAGGAUCAGCAGCCAAAACCGUCGCCAGAAGCUGCCAUCCAAAUCGGCGCUCAGGGUGUCGCGGACGUUGACGAUAAAUACGGCAAGGCAGCGCGCCAGUGGAAUUUGCGCAGUUUCUCGACAAAAUUGCAGGCUAGUUCCGGACAAGCACUGCGCACAUUCAUACAGCAGCCAUUGAGUGCAGCUGCUGCCGUUGUUACCGGCAACCAUCCGACACAGAGCAGCGACAACAACAAUUACGACUACUACAAUUCCUUGCAACAACAACAACAACCAAUACGUGAGGAACUUGACUUGGAGCCAGAGCAGGAAAUCUUCAUAAUGGCCGCACGUGAUCGUACGAAUGAGUUUGCCAACGCGAUACGCUCGCUGCAAUCCAGGAACAUCACAAGAGCAGUCAACAUUCGCGAUCCCCGGAAAGCGAAGCAGGUGCAGAGCUAUUCUGAGUUUAUGAAUAUGGCUCGCUAUAUAGGCAAGAAUAUAGCGAGCACAUAUGCCAAAUUGGAAAAGUUAACCAUGUUGGCCAAAAAGAAAAGUCUCUUCGAUGAUAGACCCCAAGAAAUACAGGAACUCACGUAUAUCAUCAAGGGUGAUCUGAAUGCGCUAAAUCAACAAAUUGCCAGACUACAAGACAUUUCGAAGGACCAGCGACGCACUGCAAGUGGCAAACAUCUGAUGUCACAUUCCUCCAAUAUGGUAUUGGCCCUCCAAUCCAAAUUGGCCAGCAUGAGCACAGAUUUUAAACAGAUACUUGAAGUACGCACCGAAAAUCUCAAGCAACAGAAAACGCGACGUGAUCAGUUCAGUCAAGGUCCCAGCCCCUUGGCUGCCCACACCAUGUCGCCUUCGACCGCCAAACAGGGCUCAUUACUUCUCAGCGAAGCGAAUCAGGCUGUCAGUAUAGACAUGGGUGCCGACACAAGUGAUACAACCCCACUGCUAGGACCACCAGCUCGACUCCAGCAACAACAACAGAUGGCUAUCUAUGACGAAUCCGAUAACUAUGUGCAACAACGUGCCGAAACUAUGCAAAACAUUGAAUCGACAAUUGUGGAAUUGGGCGGCAUUUUCCAGCAGUUGGCGCACAUGGUAAAGGAGCAGGAGGAGAUUGUCGAACGCAUUGAUACAAAUGUCGCAGAUGCUGAGCUUAAUAUUGAGGCGGCACAUACUGAGAUACUAAAGUAUUUUCAGUCCGUCUCGAAGAACCGUUGGCUCAUGAUAAAGAUUUUUGGUGUUUUGAUAUUCUUCUUCCUAUUCUUUGUUGUUUUUAUGUCAUAAUUAACGCUAAUCAUAUUGUACCAUGAUAUAAAUUAUUAUGCCCGACACUUUUAA
Messenger RNA from Scaptodrosophila lebanonensis, 1793 nucleotides. RefSeq names its product syntaxin-5 (gene Syx5). Gene Ontology annotation, cellular component: endomembrane system; Golgi membrane; SNARE complex. Gene Ontology annotation, biological process: vesicle fusion; intracellular protein transport; endoplasmic reticulum to Golgi vesicle-mediated transport. The transcript is spliced from 2 exons. Lineage: Eukaryota; Metazoa; Arthropoda; Insecta; Diptera; Drosophilidae. The record is from RefSeq and is a predicted model, not a curated record. Bases 279 to 1739 code for a protein of 486 amino acids. Gene Ontology annotation, molecular function: SNAP receptor activity; SNARE binding.